Xyrauchen texanus (razorback sucker) is the source of this 3280-nucleotide messenger RNA. RefSeq names its product ectonucleoside triphosphate diphosphohydrolase 3 (gene entpd3). Lineage: Eukaryota; Metazoa; Chordata; Actinopteri; Cypriniformes; Catostomidae. Gene Ontology annotation, cellular component: plasma membrane. Gene Ontology annotation, molecular function: GDP phosphatase activity; UDP phosphatase activity. Gene Ontology annotation, biological process: nucleoside diphosphate catabolic process. The transcript has 10 exons. Bases 36 to 1589 code for a protein of 517 amino acids. The record is from RefSeq and is a predicted model, not a curated record.
ACCAAUCACACUCACACAUUCACACUCUGAACAGAAUGAUCAAUAAGGAGUCGCAGUCUUCAGACCACCUAACAACAGCCUCACGCAGAGGGAUGAUGACAAAAUUAGCCGUAGCUUUAGCCGCCUCCUUUCUGCUGGCCAGUAUUGCAGUCAUCAUUGCCAUAGCAGUUGUUCAAACCCAUAAGAGGACUUACAUAUCCCCUGGACUGAAGUAUGGUAUUGUGCUGGACGCAGGCUCCUCCAGGACUACUGUGUAUCUUUAUCAGUGGCCUGCUGAAAAAGAAAACAACACUGGUGUUGUGAGCCAGACCUCAAAAUGUCAGGUUAACGGACCCGGGAUUUCAGAUCUACAUAUAGACGAGGCUCAGGACAAGAAAACAUGGAAAAGUUUAGAAUCUUGCAUGGCAAAUAUAACCAAGAAAAUUCCUGCCAAUCAGCAUAGCACAACCCCUGUCUUCCUUGGGGCAACAGCAGGGAUGAGACUCUUGCACAUGAAAAAUGAAGAGAUGUCCAACACUAUCCUGAAAGACAUGCAGAGGUAUCUUGGCUCUUUUCCAUUCAAUUUUCAAAAUGCUUCCAUCAUCUCUGGACAGGAAGAAGGCCUUUAUGGCUGGAUCACUGUCAACUAUCUGAUGGGGAACUUCCUGGAGAAAGAUCUAUGGAAUGCCUGGAUACAUCCUCAUGGAGCUAAAACAGUUGGCUCGUUGGACUUGGGAGGAGCCUCCACUCAGAUUGCCUUCGCUGUUACAGAUGAUGCCAGAGGAGAAGAUAUUAUUAAAGUUUCACUCUAUGGCUAUGAAUACAACAUCUACACGCACAGUUUCCUCUGCUAUGGGAAAAAUGAAGCCGAGAAGAGAGUUUUGGCCAAACUUUCAAAGGAUGCCACCGACUGGGAUAAUGUGAUGAACCCCUGUUAUCCUGCUGAUUACAACAUCACUGUGCCCGCAGAAGAGAUUUUUGGAAGUGAAUGUACAAAGAGUCAGGCUCCUCUGAGGUAUAUCCCACAGCGAAACAUCACUUUCUUCGGACAGAGUAAUCCUGAACAGUGCAAAGCCUUGGUCAGGAGUAUCUUUGACCUGUCAUCCUGCCGUGGAGCUGAGAACUGCUCGUUUGAAGGAGUUUAUCAACCGCCAGUCAGUGGAGAGUUCAUGGCCUAUGCAGGGUUCUACUGGACCGCCUCGGCUCUUAACGUGAAGGGUUCCAAGAGUAUGGAGAUAUUUAACUACAGCAUGAAGAUGUUCUGCUCGAAGAAUUGGAUAACUCUCAAGCAAACCUUAGACAUCGCAGAACCCCAUCUGAAGUCUUACUGCUACUCGGCAAACUAUGUGCAUACUAUUCUUGCAGAUGGAUACAAGUUCAACACAGACAACUGGAAAAAUCUAAAUUUUCAGAAAGAGGUGAAUAAGACCAGUAUAGCCUGGUCCCUGGGCUACAUGCUUGCACAGUCCAACAUGAUCCCAUCAGAAGGGAAAAUCAUCAAGCUACCCAUAAACAACGUUCUCUUCACUGGACUUCUCCUCAUGUUCUCUGCUCUGACUAUUAUCACCCUAACAUACCUCGUCAUUGCGCUGGCACGCUUCUGUUAUUGAGGUUUAAGCACUUGGUUCUUGCCGGUAAGACUAGUGUCCCAUUUAGGGAGGUUUUGUAAGUCAGGAGAGAUCCUGAUGUGUCACUGCAGAUCCACCUUCUAGAGGAGUUGUUUUAAUUUUAGGAACCUCAAACUACUGUUUUGAAGGUCCAACAGUGCUAAAGUUGUCAAGAUAGGUGGAUCUUACUCAGUGUAUUGGUGACUUAAACAAAUGUGUUAUAACCUGUAAUAAAUGUAAUAAUAAAAAAGCAAACUUCUAUCCACUAAAGGGAGUGUUCAGGUCUUCCUAGUCAGGCCAUAGCAAGCUCUUAUCCACAAUAUUCCUGAGUCCCAUGAUGCUUUGUGGGCUAUGUGGGCGGAACUUCCAGUUAAGCUCAAACAAUCGUUAUGGUAAAAUAACAGAAACUUGAGAACAAAUUAUCACAGAAUUAUAUCGAUAUUGUUCUUCCCUACCUAUCCAUUAAUGAUCAUGGAUUUCAGGAUGAAAGCCAAAUAGUUAUUUUGUUGAGUCUUUAUCCAUCGAUGGAAGAACCUGAGCAGACUAACCUGAAAAAAUAUGUAGCCUAUUAGCGCCUUUACAGCUGUAAAAUGUGGACAUGUUUUGAGAACUGUAGAUAAUUAUGGUUAUUGUAAAGCAUAUAUUGAGUUUAGCCAGAACCUGAAGAUUUUGCUGUACCAAGAUUCUGUACUUACUGCAGAUACAGGGGAGGUUCAGACAGCAGGAUGUUCGUGUAACGUAACGGUGGAUAAUAUAAGUAACCCCCGCUGUUGACUUUUUGCCAAUAAAGUGGAAAGAGCACACAAACAAAUUAUUCCAAGCUAACUUAGAUGUUCCUAAGUCAUUCCUUCUGUAGGCAGCCAAUGGAAGAAGCAUCUUCUGGAACUAGAGCGCUGCGCAUUCCGAUUGGUUUCUGAUCAUAACAUUGCUGUUUUAGAUAAAAACAUCAGUUUCGCUUGUUAACCAUCAACUGCACACAUUGUCCAGGGAAUUUUAAAGACAUCUUACAACAUUUAAAAAGCAAGAAUCCAACAGCGUGGCAUGCAAACAAGCAGAAACCGGCUACACACAAAAUGGCAUCCAAUUGCUCUGCCGUUAGCCAACCAGAAAUUCUGCCCACCUUGUGAAAUAUAGCGGACUCCCUGAGAAUAUUGUGGAUACUGUGGUGUUUGAAUGAAGACACUGCAGAGUAAACAGCUGUAGCUUAUAUCAAAUGUAUCUAUUAUGGACUUAGCAAUGUUUUGAUUGUGUAUUGCAUCUAAUGUUUGUAUCACUCCACUGCAUCCUGCCUUAUGUAUUUUACAUAUCUAUUUCUGCAUGUGCUCUUCGGCACACAUUGCCUUUGGUAGAAAUAUGUCAUAAUACUCUAAAUACAUUUUAUUGUUGUAAACUGACAGUGCAGAUAGACUGAUGAUUAUAUGGCUUGAAGUUGCAGUUUACAACCAAAAAGAGCAUUAUAUUUUAUAUUGUACGUGUUUUUUGUGUACAGUAUGUUUUGCUGUUAAAGGUAACACAUCAUAAUACCAUUAAAUAGUAAACAAAUAUUAUAUAGUGAUGAUCUGUUAAGCAUUAUAUAAUGUAGCCAAGUUUGUUAAUGUUAUUAAAGUUCAUAUAAAUUGUUAUAAGAGACAUUGUGUCCUGAAUAUAGAAAAAGUUCACAUGCACAAACCUCAAGAAUUGAUGCUCAAUAAAAG